AGCCACAUAACUACAUAAUAGUCAUCCUACUACACUGCAACAAUUCAUAUAAGAGCCAACACAACCCAUCAGUCAUCCGCAGUUUUCGAUGAAGAUCGGAUCUCCCCUGUCGGCGGCAUCAUGACCGUCCCUGGAAGGCCUCGAAAGGGCAAUCAGGAUUGUAGCUCACCCACGAAGCGGAAGCGCGCCGAGACGGGUCCGAUUCUUUCUAACAAACGAGCCCGGCCAGAGAACAGCUUCAAUUUAUCGUCGACGGACGAUGCUAAAAUAUUGCAAGCCGUGGAGUCUAAAUACGAUGUUCAAGUUCACUCAAUAAUCUCGUCAUCCAAAAUCCAGAAAAAGGUGGCUGCGAUCCUUCAACAUCUUGAUUCCCCUGCGAGCAAGACGGCUGUAUCUAUCCUUCGGGCCAAGGCAUCUGACGCGGGCAAGCUAGUGUCAGUAGCCGAAAUCGCGAAGCGGGAACUAGGAAAACGAACAGAUGGUGGGCGUGUCUGGUUUCAAUACAUUGCGCUUGGCGAGGAGCUUAAGGAAAUACCAAGAGAAGGCGAUACUGUCAUUGAAGAGACAAGGCUCGAUGACGACGAUGUGGACUUUGAGGUCAUGAAGACCCCCUUUCAGAGAGCCAUCGAAACCCAACCCCGCUUAAGAGGAGUGCCCAUCGUGAGCCUAUUCCUCUGCCGAGUUUCUAUCGAGGAGUUAAAGAGAUACGGAGAACAGACGAGCACGGGUUCGACAUAGCCAGCUCAGCAUUGCUAAUAUUCUCGUCAAGACGUA
Messenger RNA from Annulohypoxylon truncatum, 774 nucleotides. RefSeq lists its product as uncharacterized. Lineage: Eukaryota; Fungi; Ascomycota; Sordariomycetes; Xylariales; Hypoxylaceae. The record is from RefSeq and is a predicted model, not a curated record. Bases 121 to 738 code for a protein of 205 amino acids. The transcript has a single exon.